Messenger RNA from Ficedula albicollis (Collared flycatcher), 660 nucleotides. RefSeq names its product transgelin-like. The record is from RefSeq and is a predicted model, not a curated record. NCBI's taxonomy places the organism in Eukaryota, Metazoa, Chordata, Aves, Passeriformes, Muscicapidae. Gene Ontology annotation, molecular function: protein binding. The transcript is spliced from 6 exons. The coding region runs from base 1 to 660 and encodes 219 amino acids.
AUGCCGAACUUCCAGAAAGCUCAGGAGCACAAGCGGGAGUUCACCGAGAGCCAGCUGAAGGAGGGCAAGAACAUCAUCGGGCUACAGAUGGGCACCAACAAGGGCGCGUCACAGGCGGGCAUGAGCUACGGCCGGGGUGCCCUCCGAGAACAGCUCAGCAGACCCAGGCUCCCCCUGCGGCAGGUGCUCAGCAGGCUGGUGAACAGCCUCUACCCCGACGGCUCCAAGCCCGUCAAGAUCCCCGACGCGCCGCCCACCAUGGUCUUCAAGCAGAUGGAACAGAUCGCCCAGUUCCUGAAGGCGGCCGAGGACUACGGCGUGGUCAAGACAGACAUUUUCCAGACCGUGGACCUGUUUGAAGCCAAGGACAUGGCAGCGGUGCAGAGGACGCUGAUGGCCCUGGGGAGCCUGGCAGUCACCAAGAACGACGGGAACUACCACGGGGACCCCAACUGGUUCAUGAAGAAAGCUCAGGAGCACAAGCGGGAGUUCACCGAGAGCCAGCUGAAGGAGGGCAAGAACAUCAUCGGGCUACAGAUGGGCACCAACAAGGGCGCGUCACAGGCGGGCAUGAGCUACGGCCGGCCCCGGCAGAUCAGGGGCACAGAGGGCACGCAGCCCCCACAGAUGCAGCACCCGGGGCUGGGAGAUGCUGUGUGA